Messenger RNA from Dendrobium catenatum, 2057 nucleotides. Its product is annotated as 3-phosphoshikimate 1-carboxyvinyltransferase 2. Gene Ontology annotation, molecular function: 3-phosphoshikimate 1-carboxyvinyltransferase activity. The transcript has 8 exons. Gene Ontology annotation, biological process: chorismate biosynthetic process; aromatic amino acid biosynthetic process. Lineage: Eukaryota; Viridiplantae; Streptophyta; Magnoliopsida; Asparagales; Orchidaceae. The coding region runs from base 145 to 1734 and encodes 529 amino acids. The record is from RefSeq and is a predicted model, not a curated record.
GGAGUAACGCGGGUCUUUGGUAGGUGGCGACUCCUCAGAACCAGACGAGGACGGCGGUGUUUGGUGGGAGAGCGUCAAUCUUCUCAUUAUAUCUUCAAUUGAUCUCACUCACCUCUAGCGAAACCGAGGGAGGAAAGCAGAGAAAUGGAGAUGGCCCAAUCGUCAAUAGCGAAGGGAGUUUCCACCUACCCCCGGUCCUCACCUUCGCCGCGUUUCUCCCCGGCACGGCGGCAAGCUCUGCUUUCCUCUUCAAUUAGGCUAGGCUCCGUUUCCGACCGGAAGGGAUUCUCUUCUUUUAGAAAAGUAGACAGCCGGAGGUUGCACGACCAUGUUACAGUGUCGCCCAUGAAAUCCUUUAGGAUUUCGGCCUCGGUGGCGACGGCCACUGAAAAGCCUUCGACGGUGCCGGAGAUCGUGCUGCAGCCCAUCAAUGAGAUCUCGGGCACAGUUAAGCUUCCCGGAUCCAAGUCGCUGUCCAAUCGGAUCCUGCUUCUUGCAGCGCUAUCGGAGGGAACUACUGUUGUUGACAACUUAUUGGAUAGUGAUGAUGUCCGAUAUAUGCUUGCAGCUCUCAAAACCCUUGGCCUUUCUGUAGAGGAUGAUCCUUCGGCAAAAAGAGCAACUGUUGUUGGAUCCGGGGGACAAUUUCCUGUAGGAAAAGAUUCCAAAGAAGAGGUUCAGCUUUUUCUGGGCAAUGCAGGAACUGCAAUGCGCCCUUUGACAGCAGCUGUAACAGCAGCUGGUGGAAAUGCAAGCUACGUCCUAGAUGGUGUUCCACGGAUGAGGGAGAGACCUAUAGGAGACUUAGUUGAUGGCUUGAAGCAACUGGGUGCGGACGUUGAUUGUUUCUUGGGCACAAAGUGCCCACCUGUUCGUGUUAAUGCUAGGGGAGGCCUUCCAGGGGGCAAGGUUAAGCUCUCUGGAUCUAUUAGCAGCCAGUAUCUGACUGCAUUGCUCAUGGCAUCUCCCCUUGCCAUUGGAGAGGUGGAAAUUGAGAUUAUUGAUAAGCUAAUUUCAAUCCCGUACGUUGAAAUGACUCUGAAAUUGAUGGAACGUUUUGGUGUCACUGUAGAGCAUUCUAGCUCCUGGGAUAGGUUUUUCAUCAAGGGUGGUCAGAAAUACAAAUCACCUGGAACUGCUUAUGUUGAGGGAGAUGCUUCAAGUGCUAGUUAUUUCCUAGCUGGCGCAGCUGUCACCGGCGGAACUGUCACUGUGGAAGGCUGCGGCACAAGCAGCUUGCAGGGUGACGUUAAGUUUGCCGAGGUACUCGAGAAAAUGGGAGCUAAGGUUUCUUGGACUGAGAACAGUGUCACUGUUACUGGGCCGCCUAGAGAUCCUUCCAAGAGGAUGAAUUUACGGGCCGUUGAUGUGAACAUGAACAAAAUGCCUGAUGUUGCCAUGACGCUGGCUGUGGUAGCUCUGUUUGCUGAUGGCCCAACAGCCAUAAGAGAUGUUGCUUCCUGGAGAGUGAAGGAAACCGAACGAAUGAUAGCCAUUUGCACAGAGCUCAGAAAGCUGGGAGCUACAGUUGAGGAAGGUCCUGACUACUGUGUGAUCACCCCACCAAAGAAAUUGAAUCUCACAGCCAUCGACACCUACGAUGAUCACAGAAUGGCCAUGGCUUUCUCCGUUGCUGCCUGUGCUGAUGUUCCUGUGACUAUUAAAGACCCGGGCUGCACUCGAAAGACCUUCCCAGACUAUUUUGAUGUCUUGAAGAGGUUUACAAAGUACUAAUCAAAGGCUAGCCAUGUAGGGAAAAUUAUUAUGUCCGGUGUCCGGAUUCGUCCGGACACCAAUCCAGACGCGCUACGUCACUCAGAUACACCCAAGGCCCAGUGUACCCGUGUGAUGUGGUGCGUCUGGAUUGAAUGUCCGGAUGGUCCGGUCACCUGACGUAAUAAUUUGCCAGCCAUGUAGACAUCCAGGUUUCAAGGAUGUCUUAUGUAAGUGGUUUCCGGUUGUGUUGUAUGAUAAAAGCAUUUGUUGUUGCUUCUAAGGGCAUAAAUAUUGUCAUCUUUAUGUUUAUUUCGAAACUAUUAUUAUUUGUCUGAGUCUCA